This is a messenger RNA of Lytechinus variegatus (green sea urchin), 2170 nucleotides long. Its product is annotated as E3 ubiquitin-protein ligase TRIM56-like. Lineage: Eukaryota; Metazoa; Echinodermata; Echinoidea; Temnopleuroida; Toxopneustidae. Bases 383 to 1846 code for a protein of 487 amino acids. Gene Ontology annotation, molecular function: zinc ion binding; ubiquitin-protein transferase activity. Gene Ontology annotation, cellular component: chromatin; nucleoplasm. Gene Ontology annotation, biological process: positive regulation of DNA-templated transcription. The transcript has a single exon. The record is from RefSeq and is a predicted model, not a curated record.
CAAAAUUCCAAUUUUGUGAUAGAUUUUGACAUAAUUUUUUAAAAAUAUCAUAUUUCAACCUUCUCUCUUUUUUGUACUCCACGGUGAAUAGGAUUUUUGUUAUGAUUGUGCGCAUCAGGGCGAUGCUCUAUAUGCUCGAGGGCAAUUAGAAGUAGCUUAAUAUAAGUCCCGAAAUGGAUCAUUUUAUCUUUCACCUCAUGAAUUAUUUUGUCCAUUGCACUCAUGAACAUAAUUUAUAUACUAUUUCAUGAUGAUGUCAUUGUGGUGAACAUUAUGUCUGGACAGGUAGGAUUCAAAUUUUAUGAUUGAUAGAUUUUGAAAUUACACACUUCUAAAAUUAGCAAUGACAAUAUUAUGUCUUUAAUUUGUUAUCUAGGAUCAGAUGGCUUCAGCCAAGCAACUAUCAGAUAGUCUAGAAUGUCCCAUCUGCCAUGAUCUACUCUGCAAUCCUAAACUUCUGCCCUGUUCACAUUCUUUUUGCUUAAGUUGUUUGACCGAAUAUCACUCUUCUCAGCAAGCUGAUCCCUGGUUAACUUGUCCAGUGUGUCGCCAAGUUGCAAGGGUUCCGGGAAAUGAUGUGAGUAACUUUCCAACAAAUCUUAUUGUCAAGUCCCUUGUCGAAGAUUUCAAAAGAAGAGCAGAUGCUAAGGCCGAGCGUAUAAAAGGGGCCCUUCAAGCUUGCACGGUUUGCGAUGAUGAAGACGCUGCAGAGUACUACUGCCAGAACUGUUCAGAGUUCCUUUGCGAAGACUGUAUGCAACACCACAAUAAAUAUAGGCGGAAUGCAUACCAUGAGACUGUGAAAGCAAAUGACAUCGAGAUGGGAGUUGUCAAAAAGAAAUUCCCGUGCCCUGAACAUCCACAGGAGCUGCAGCAGUUCGUGUGUACUACAUGUCUCGUUCGGAUCUGCUGCAGAUGUCGGGAGGUCGAACACAAAGAAGAUGGCCAUGAAGUCAUCGAGAUGACUAGGUAUGAAGAAAAACAAAAAAAGAAAAUAGAACGCCUGUUACCAAAAACAGAAGAAAUAUCCGUCGAUAUUGAAAAUCGUUUAUCUUCUGUGAAUGAGAAGAUUCGAACAGUGGAAACUGUUUUGGCUCAACUACGACAGCAAAUAAGAAAUGCUCACGACAUUGCAGUAGAAAAAAUGCAAAGGAAGAGAAAUGAACUAUUAGAAGAAUGCAAUACUUAUGACAACAUGUUCCGUUGGGAGUUUGAAGAUAUCAUUGGGCGCUUUUGUGACUUUCUAGAAACUCUACCUGUCAUGGCCGCACUUGUAAAGGAGGGGGCAAGAUGUCUACAUUUACCAGACCAAUCAGUGGCGGAGCAUACAACACAAGUCAAUGAGCUUGAAAGCUGUCUCAAAGCUGAAUCCCUCUCACCACUUCUUACUCAAGCAUCGAACGUAGUACUUCAUGCAGAGUCCCUUGUUUUUCGUCCUGCUGAUCGUACCUUCGAUCUCGGUACAAUUCAGGUCACGGAUCGUCAACCUGAAGAGGAAUUGGAAGAUUCUAUUUGUGAAGCAACCUGCAUGGCUCUUACGAUAGAGGAUACUCCCGAAAAGAAAGACGUGGAAGAUCUUCAUUCAUCCCAUUCUUCUGUCUCUAAUUUCACGGAGGCUGAAGCAAAGUCCCUUCCCGACAGUGAUGAUGACAUAAGAGAACAAUUUAAUCGAGACAAAUUGUCCGCUGACACACCUGACCUUUCUGAUAUACCUAGCACAACAGAUACGUCCGCGUGCCCGAAAAGGAACUCAGGUCCAGUGCGAUCUUUCUUUUCAAAUCUGAAGCGUAAGGCUCGAGUACGGAUCAGCAUUCGAGACCGAUCUCGAGUUCCUAAUUCUCAGUAAUUAAUUGAUGUCAGAAUUAUAAGUAAUGGUGUUUACGAGGCAUCAUCUAGACUGCUGCCACUGGACAGUGGCGUGAUAAAUAAAGACUAACGUCGCGAACGUGGAUUUGCAUUUGACCGAGGAAUGAGAGUACUUGUGUUGUUAUAACAUAUUGGGUUGCAUGUGUAUUGAACAAAAAAUAAAAUCCAUGGUUGAACAUACAUAAUCUCAAUCUUGUUGAUAGGAGUUGAGCAUCAUAUACACUGUGAAAAAUAUUAGGUAGAAUUUUAACCAGCACGAGGGUAAUUAUGUGUCUAACCAAUUCGGGGCAAUAUUUCCCAAUGC